AUGAAAAGCACGGGAGUUGAAACAAGCGGAGCAGGUGAAGAGAAGGCGGCGCUAGUGGCGGAGCAGCAGCCACGGGUGGCAGGGGAGAAGAAACAGGGCAGGAAAGUGCUGGUGGCGGUGGAUGACAGCGACGGGAGUUUCUACGCGCUGAAGUGGACGCUUGACCACUUGUUUAACAUGAACCCGGCCGCCGAGUUGCCAACCGCCGGCGGUGAUGUUGUCGAGCCGGCGGGAAGCGACUCUAGCAUGAUUGUACUGGUCAACGUUCAGAAGCCUUAUCAACCAUACGUUUAUCCUGCAGGUCCAGUAAUAUAUCCGACGACAACGGUGGUUGAGUCUGUGAGGAAAGCCCAGGCAGAAAAUGCUGCAGCUGUUCUGAGUCGUGCACUUCAAAUGUGUAAAGAUGUGAAGGUUAAGGCAGAAACUAUGAUUCUGGAAGGUGAGCCAAAGGACAUGAUCUGUGAUGUUGCUGAGGAUCUGCAUGUUGAUCUUGUGGUUGUCGGUAGCCGGGGGCUCAGCAAGUUUAAGAGGGCGUUUCUGGGAAGCGUGAGUGAUUACUGUGCACAUCAUGUGCAGUGUCCAAUCCUCAUUGUGAAGCCACCCAGAGAGGAACAAGUCCAUGACAAGUAG
Messenger RNA from Oldenlandia corymbosa var. corymbosa, 630 nucleotides. The record is from the annotation of a GenBank genome assembly. NCBI's taxonomy places the organism in Eukaryota, Viridiplantae, Streptophyta, Magnoliopsida, Gentianales, Rubiaceae.